Sphaerodactylus townsendi is the source of this 2068-nucleotide messenger RNA. It is a transcript of the gene DDX28, whose product is annotated as DEAD-box helicase 28. The coding region runs from base 243 to 1865 and encodes 540 amino acids. Gene Ontology annotation, molecular function: nucleic acid binding; ATP binding; RNA helicase activity. The transcript has a single exon. The record is from RefSeq and is a predicted model, not a curated record. Lineage: Eukaryota; Metazoa; Chordata; Lepidosauria; Squamata; Sphaerodactylidae.
CCUUUUACUGUCCUGUAGAGAUGGAAAGACUUUUCCAUUUUACCAUAACCCCCAUUUUAAUAAUAUAUAUAUUAUAUAUAGAUAUAUAUAAAUCUGAAAUAUAUGUCGUCAUUGGGCUGCGACUGAUUCUUUAAUGGCUUUAGAGAAGCCUGUUAACGGGCGACCCCUCCAGGCGAGCGCAGGUUUAUUGCGUCAUCAGACUGCGUCAUUCCCGGAGCCGCCGCCACGCGUGAGCCACAUCUAUGGCUCUUUCCUUCUGCGCGCAGCGUCCGGCGGCCUUUCUUCGCGCUCCCGGCCAGUUUCUUCUCAGCUGGCCGCGACUGUCCUCCAGGGAUCCGCCUUUAGAGGAGACCGUGAUCCGGAUCCCUCGCGCUUGGCAGCUGCGACUCCAAAAAGUCGAGUCCAAAGCGGCGCGAAGGGCCCGGCUGGCGGCGGCCGCUGCCACUCCCAAUACUCGAGCCGGGAAGCUUCUGCUGCGGACCCGGAGAGAGGAUCUGAGCCAAGGCACGGGGUUCGUUGUAGGACGCUGGGAACGGCCGCGCUUGGUCUCGGACGGCUGGAAACAUCGCUUGUCCCGGGGGGAUUAUUUUCAGCUGGAGAGGACGAAGCAGGAACUACCCCAGGCACGGGACAAAGCCAAUUCUUCCUCCUCUUUUCCGGAGUUGGGAGUGGAGCCGCAGGUAGCCGCCGCCUUGCAAGAUGCUUUAGCUAUCUCUGAACCCACCGCCGUUCAAAAGCAAGCCAUUCCUGUCUUGCUAGGUGGGCACAACGCCUUGUGUGCUGCAGAGACGGGCAGCGGUAAGACCCUGGCUUAUCUGUUGCCCUUAAUCCAGCGGCUUCUUCUAGGAGAGAGCCUGUUUGCAAGGCAUGCGUCCAUUGUCUCCCCCCGUGGUAUGAUAGUGCUGCCAUCGCGGGAGUUGGCAGGACAGGUGCGCAGCAUUGCCUCUUACUUGUGCGUGAGGUUGGGCUUGCAAGUGAGAGAGAUUGGUGGAGGCCGGGGCAUGGCUAUGGUCCGUCGGAAGCUGUGUUCCGGACCCACUGACCUUCUGGUGACCACACCAGGCGCUCUGUGCAAGGCUUUGCGAAGGCGGAUGCUGUCCUUGGAGAAAUUGUGUUUCCUUGUGUUGGAUGAAGUGGACACCUUACUGGAUCCCUCAUUUGUGGACCUGGUGGAAGAUAUACUUCAGCAGACUCCUUUUGCAACUAACAGUAAGGAAGUGAAUAAUGACUGGGAUCCAAAAACCCAGCUGGUGGCCAUGGGAGCCACGCUCCCAAAAGGGCUGGGUGAUCUGUUGAGCAAGGUGACCGACCUGAGCAGCUUCAGCAUGCUGACGAGCUAUUAUCUGCACCGCCUCCAGCCUCAUGUUGAACAAAAGUUUGUGCGCCUAAAGGGCAGCGACAAAGUGUCUGAACUGCUGCAGCUCCUCAAAGAUCAGAAUUCAACUUCCGGAGCCGUUUUGAUUUUCUGCAGUGGUGCCAGAACUGUCAACUGGCUUGGUUAUAUCUUAGAUGACCACAAGGUGAAGCACGUUCGCCUCCAGGGACAGAUGCCAGCAGCUAUGAGAGCUGACAUCUUCACUCGUUUUCAGACAGGACAGUUCAACAUCCUAGUAUGCACGGACAUAGCUUCCCGGGGACUGGACACUACGCGGGUGGAGCUAGUGGUCAACUAUGACUUCCCGCCAACCUUGCAUGACUACUUGCAUCGGGUGGGGCGAGUGGGCCGUGUAGGCAGCAAAUUUCCGGGGACUGUGAUCAGCUUUGUCACCCACAAGUGGGACGUGGACCUGGUCAAGAAAAUAGAAAUGGCUGCUCGCAAAAGGGCUCCGCUGCCAGGCAUGGAGGCACCAGUUAAGAAGCCAUAGUUUAAAAGAGAUGUGAGCCCCAGCUGAAGACUUUGGACUUGAAAUAGUAUUUAAAUAAACAUGGAAUUUCAUAGUUCUGAUCAAAGGUGCCGCAUAGCUUUUUGUACUUGAGGAUCUGAAAAAAAACCCUCUAUAGAACCACACUCAAAGAAAGGCAACCCACCCUAAGAAACUUGUUAUAAAUAAAGUUGCAAACAUAAAAA